Symbiodinium sp. CCMP2592 is the source of this 636-nucleotide messenger RNA. Lineage: Eukaryota; Dinophyceae; Suessiales; Symbiodiniaceae. The record is from the annotation of a GenBank genome assembly.
AUGGCCACCAUGGCAUCCAUGGAGGACAGUGAACUCCUGGUUGCCACAGAUCUCGAGGCGCCCAGCGCCUCGGCUACCUCGGUCCAACCCGGCUCGGGGACCCCCGCCGAGCCAAGGGUGACUUCGGCGCUGGUUGUUGGCUUCAUGGCUAUGGCACUAGUGGCUGCUUCACUUCUCCUCAUGGACCUCGAAGAAGAGCGCGAGGGGAAGGCUCGUUGGCGCUUGCUGCAGGCUGUGGGUGGAGGUAGCGCCGUUGGAUCCUGCUGGUUGAAGUGUGGUGCCGCUGUGGGCAAAGCCCUGCACUGGAUUGGCACCUUCAUCGCUCGGACCUUUGACAGCGUGGGCCGCUGCGUUCACUCCAUCUUUGCCUCGCUGAACUCAGGCUUUGGGGAUUGCUGCGGGGCCGUUGGCCACCAACUGGGCCGAUGUCCGGGCUGUGGAGGAUGGUGUUCUCAUUGCUGGAUGGCUUCCGGUCGAUGUCUGGGCGGAUGCUGCAUGUCCGUGGGCAACCUGAUCAACGGAAUGCUGAUGGUUCUUGGGUCAUCUGUCUCUUCCUGCUGCGAGGUGUUGACGACUUUCUUUCAAAGCUUAUGGUCAACCUGUGGACAUUUUCUGAAUGAAACGUGCCCUUUUUGA